UGGUUGUGAAACUGAGAGAUUUAGUUGCCUCAUCUGUAGAAUGAGGAUAAUAAUAACAACCACCUGGCAGAAGUGCAGCGAGGGAGACACCAGCCCAAAUCACUUAACGCGUGAAGACCAGAGCUGUGGGCAGGCUUGAGGGAGCAGUCAGAGGUGGCUGAGCCUGAAGUUUCCAGCCUGGUGAUGUAAUUCGUGACACAUUUAUGUUUGGGGUGGAUAGAAAAACAGAGAGGGGGAGAUGGUGGAGCUGUUGCAUCCGUCCAGGGGCUGACUUGUUUAGGUCCAAGUUAUUCUCUUCACGUUUCUCAGUGGACUAAAAUCUUUUCUGAGUUUGGACAAAGCUGAGUAGUCAGUGUGCUGCUGAAGCAACUCCUUUGCAAAUGAGCUCAACUAGGGUUUGUUCAGUGUUUACUAUGUGCCGGGCGUUGCAUCAGGGCUGGUGUGCAGAAGUGAACAGGACACACAGUGCCUCCUCUUGAGUCCACAGACAUUCCACAGAUGAACACACACCAGGACUGUGGUCGACAACACAGUGCCACCAAAACCCCAACCAGCAUGUGUAUGGGGCACACAAUGGGGAUCAGGAGGUCAGUGAGGCCCCCCGAGGAAGGUUACUUUAGGUGAGACCUGAAUAGCGAGGAGUUUGGCCGAGGAGAGAGAGAGCAGGAGCAUCAGUGGCUUGUGAGGAGGCCCGAGGCUGGGAAAGCUCAGUGAACUGGAGGAACUCAUCUGAGGCCAGUGCUGGGACAGGAACGGGAUGAGGUCAGAGAGGAAGCUGGAGGCCUGGGAGCCACUGAGAAGUUUAAGCCGAGGAAUCCCUUGAAAGGGUGAGGCAGAGAGUUGACAUUAGCAGACUUGAGAGGAUCCUGACCUUGGAAGGAAAAUGAACAGGAGGAGAUGAGGUUGGAGGUGACGCAGGACAUCCAUGAGGAGGCCAUGUUUGGGCCAGGUGAGACAUGAGGGUGGCUUGGAACUAGGUGCUGGCUGUGGAUAUGGAUUUGAGAAAAAUCUUGAACCUUUUGGUAGAUUGGAAGUAGACUGAGUGGGAAAGGAGAAUGACCCUCGAGUUGUUGCCAGAUAUGACUGGGUGAACAGAGGUGCCCUUUACUGAGAUGAAGAAGUCACAGGAAGUGAGGGUCUGGAGAGGAAGACCCAGUCUCUGUGGUUUUCCUUUGGAGACUGUAGAAUCAGGCCUUUCCUGGUGUACGUGGCAGCCUGGCAGAGAGGGGGUCUGAAUGGCUGUACCCAAGCCAUGGGGGAUAUUAGAACAUUAGCAACCUGCAGGGCACUGUCCAUUCAGUGUGGGCAGGGCCUGGGUCCUGGUGCUGAACUGAAAGCUCUUGAUGUCUAGUGUUAACCCCUCAGUUGCCAGUUUGUGGGGAGCUCGUGGGUCAUCUGUUGAUGAAGAAAAGAAAAGCAGCUACACUAGGGGCCGUGGUCCUGUGUGAUUUAUCAACUGACAUGGAAUCAUUUCAGUACUGAACAGCCAGUACAGCCAGACCUAUACUUAGGACUAGGUAUUAGUCUUGGCUGUAACACCCAUAGUCCCUACAUCCGUGGUUUGGAAGCUAGCCCACCUGGAGUGUAGCAGUUGUUCAACAAAUGGUUACUGAGUCUGCGUCUCUCUCUGGCCACCCGCAGGGUUGUUUCAGUGUAUCUGUACCUACCCUCUUUUUGCUGCUCUGAUCAUGCUGUUUCCUUCUUGAUAACUGGGGUGCGCUGUCCACAGGGCAGAGCAGAGUCUGCUUGGAUUGCUUUUUGCAAGGUUUCACUUUCAAGUGGCGGAAGGAGACAGAGAAGGGUGGACUGGGGGCGCUUAGAGGGGGCCCCAGGGCCUGGUCUCUAUAGACACCCCUGCAACCUUUGCCAGGCUCUGCUUUUCCCUGCUCUCCUGGGAACCACCUGCUUCUCAGACAUGAGGAAACUGUGGCACCCAGCAUUGGAUCUGGAAGCAGGGUUUGGGGCUCUGAGCAGCUAAUUGCAGGUGCAAACUUUGGGGGCAGAUUUGGGGUCUGCUGGGGUCCCUGAACCAUGUCAAGCUGCCGAUUUAAAGAUGCUCCAGAAGUCUCAGCCUUUCAAAGCAGAUGAGGAAACUGAGGCUGGGAAGGUCAAGAAACUUGCCUAAGGCAGUAACACAGAGAGUGGCCACGUCCGGAGAAGAACUCAGCAGUCAGCCCCAGAAUCUGUCCUUCCCAGAACCAUAGGCUGUCUCACUUCUCCAAAGUAAGCGGUUUGGAGGUCUUUUCUCUGACUAGGACUCAUUUUAUAGUCUCUGCUGCUCUGGGAUCCUCUACUCUGAGACUGAAAUCUUCCACAAAUACAGAGAGGAAGAGGAUUAACUCAUCAGUGGGAAAUUGACUGAGCACCUGCUGUGUGCAGGGCCAUGUCCUUGGACUCUAGAAGGAAAGGGCUGGGGUGAGAUUGAGAUUCAGGUGAACUAAACAACAGCAGGACAGGGUGCCUGUGACGGGAGCCACGGUCUCCUUGAGGAGGAUGUAGUCUGUCUCUGAUGCUUCUCAGUGAUUCCCUGCUCAUAGUUAUGGGACAACAGAACCGCAGGCAGGAGCUGGCAUGUCCUUCAUGGUGAGGGGCCUGAGUCUGGGCCCCCUGUCCUGGGGCGUUACCAGAAGUGUGUGAACAGUGGAGAGAUGGAGGGACGGUUUCCACCAUGGGGUCCCAGGUGCUGAGAAAGGAAGAGUCUGGUUUUCUGGGCAGAGUCGGGCUGUGCUGCAGGUGCUGUUGGGGUGGGAAGGGAAGGAGUGGUUGUUUCCCAAGCAAGCCUAAUGGCUCUCUAGCACCACAGAGGCAUUCAAAAGGGCUGGAAGGAGCCUGGCUCAGUCCUUUCUUGGCAUCAGAGUUGUGUGGGGCCCACCACUCCAUUAGCAUAAUGAGCCAGUAGGAAAGGCUCUGUUCCUGCUGGAGACUAUUGCCAGCCCUGAGCCCUCCUCUCUUUUCUGAGGCCCCAGUACUCUGGGCUGGCCCUGCCUCCUGACCUCUCUCCCCAGCUCUAAGGAAAUGGAGGAUUGCUUCGGCCACUCUGUGCUCUGCCAUCUCACCUCCCUGCUUCUCAUCCAGCUGCUCACUGGGGGGUCCGCAGAGGAGUUCUUCGUGAUUGGCCCCUCAGACCCCAUUGUGGCAACGCUAGGCGGGGACAUCACACUGCCCUGUCGUGUGUCCCCAACCAUGAGUGUGGAGAACAUGGAGCUGAGGUGGUUCCGCUCCAAGUUCUCAGAAGUUGUGUUCGUCUAUCAAAACCAGCGGGAGCAGAACGAGGAGCAGAUGGCCCAGUAUGCAGGGCGGACCUCGCUGGUGAGGGACCUCCUCACCCAGGGGGAGGCUGCAGUGCAAAUCCACAAGGUCCAGGCUUCUGACAAUGGGCUAUAUACCUGCUUCUUCAGAAAGGGAGGCUUCUAUGAAGAGGCCAGUUUGGAACUGAAGGUGGCAGGUGUGGGCUCUGCCCCUCAGGUGUACAUCAAAGGGCUGGAGGAGGAUGGCAUCCGCGUGGUGUGCAUGGCCUCAGGGUGGUUCCCGAAGCCCCAGGUGCAAUGGAGGGACCUCAGUGGAGAGAAGUUCCUGGCAUUCUCUGAGGCCCAUGCCCAAGAUGAGGAAGGGCUGUUCAGUGUGGAAGCCUCUCUGGUGGUGAGAGACAGCUCUGCAGGGAAUGUGACCUGCUCCAUCCUUAACCCUAUCCUGGGCCAGGAGAAGGCGAUGGCCAUUUUCAUCCCAGAGCCCUUCUUCCCCCAGGCCUCUCCGUGGAAGCUGGCUUUUAUGGUGAGCCUGACUGUGCUGGUGCUCCUACUCCUUGGGGCUGGCUACUGCACCAAGAGAGAACGUUCUGCAAAGUUUCAGGAGAUGCAGAAACAGGAUGAUCUGUGCCAGGCUAAGAAAGAAGACUGUCAGACAAAGGAGGAGGCACUGAAGGCCAUAGAUGAACUCCAGGCAGAUCUCAGUUGGAGGAAAUCAGUUUACCUGGCUGCCUGGAGGAAGGCCCAGCUGUAUGCGGAUUGGCGGAAGGAGAAGUUCCAGGCCUGGUCUGUCACUCUGGAUCCAGGCUCUGCCCAUCCCAGCCUUGCCGUCUCUCAUGAAAAGAUGAGUCUGACCUGGAAGGACACCUGUGUGGACUCAGAAGGCAGCUGCAGUAUCUUGGGCCUUGAGGGCAUCACAUCAGGGCGCUGUUACUGGGAGGUGGCGGUCAGGAGUGGAGACAGAAGCGAGUGGGCUCUGGGGGUCUGUAGCAAAGAUGUGAAAAGAAAGGGCUGGUACAGAGAGUGCCCAGAGAAGGGGUUCUGGAUUGUGGGGCAUUAUGAAAAGAAUUAUUGUGCCUGUACUAUCCCUCAGACUUUGCUAUUUCUUAGGCAAGUUCCCCACAGGGUGGGGGUUUUCGUGGACUACAAUGAAGGGGAUGUCUCCUUCUAUAACAUGACUGAUGGCUCCCACAUUUUCUCCUUCCCUCAGGCUUCUUUCUCUGGGAUGCUCUUUCCAUACUUCACGCUUAAGUCAGGAGAUGUGUCCCUGACCAUCUGCCCUAUGGGGGGUGGGCCUGAGGGGUUCCCUGUGCCCCUUAACAGUUCUCCUUCUGUGGAAGAGCCUGUGAGCCUCCCAGGGGAGGGGUUCAGCUCAGGCUCUGGUGUUGAUAGUGCUCCUCUAGGGGUUGAAUCUCCGUUACUCCCCUGAAACCUUGAGGCUGUGUCCAUAUAGGGCCCCAUCACUGUCCCAGAGCCCUCGCCAUGGCUCUUCUGAGAGCUGCAGACUCCCUGUGGCAAAGGCCUCUGAGGUGAGUUCUGGAUGGCUAGGAGCCUUGUCCUCCUGCUAUAGAUGCAGAUUGCUGGGGAUGUGAUUAUGAGAAUAGUUAGUUCGUGCCUUGUGCUCAGGUAGCAGAUUAUAAAAGUGGACUGAGCUGGUUUGGGGUAGGCUGAAUUUUACUAUGUGAAGUUGUUUUUUUCCGAUAAUAAAAAAUAUUUCAUGAGAUCUUUUUAUUGUUUAGAUCUGAAAGGGGAUGAGGGGGUGAAUUACUCUGCAGAAUAAAGCAGAGUUUACUUUAUCCAACUUGAGUUUGUGCAGAAGAACCCAGAGGCUGAGGGUGGGUCCCCACCUCUAUCUUGGAGGAUCCGUACUAUCUGUCCAGAAAAACAUCCAAAAUUACCAGGGAAAUGGAUGGCUGAUGGACUUUUAAGAGGAUUCUAUUAUUUUGCUUUACAUAUUUCCCAUUCCGGGAUGGAUUAAACACACCAAUUUUUCCAAACCUCAGUAAAUUUCUGUUACUUGUGAAAAACUUGUGCUGUUUUAAUUUAGGGAAUUAAGGAGAAGAAUCUAGAUUCUUCUUUUGUGUCAACACCAGGUGGAAAGAAGAGAACUGCUACCAGAAUUAAGGUGUGAAUGAAGAAGAUAAUUUUCAGAUGCAAGGUGAAUUUCAGAAAGCUUUGACCAUGAGCUUGGUUCUAGUUAUCAAUAUACUGCCUCUUAGUACUUCCAAGUCCAAUGGUAAAGGUUAAUGGGAAGUCAUAGCAAGUAGAAGGAAGCAGGACUAUUGAGAAAUCAGACCAUCAGGAAUGGAGGAGUAUUCACUCCAUCAGGUAGAGAACUCUGACCACCUGUGGUUCUGGGUGAGACGAGAAGACGUGGAAUGGGCAGUGGAAGAAGGAAGUCAUAGAUAAUGAUUCUGGCCUGUAACCAAUUGUAGGAAAGGACUGUAAUAGCUUUACAAUCCUUUUGUUAUGUGCGUGUUGAUUUGUAUUUACUAUCCAUUUCUUCCUCUCUCUUAUUCUUACUCUUAUGAUUUUAUUCAAGUUAUUGGAGGUUAUGUUUGUAAUAUAGUCUUUGGGUAACAGAGUAGUCAAUGGGACUGUGAAUUUCAGGAGUAAAUAAUAUAGCAGUGUUGGAUACAAUGACUGGAACUGCCUGUCUCCUCAUUUUGGGGAAAGGGUGAGAACUUCUUCACUUGUAAGAAUAGCUUUGUCUUGAUGGGUGAAAAUAUAGAGUUGUUGUGUUGUUAUAUGGAAGUUCAAAUGUGUGUAAAGUGAUAUAUAUGGAAGCUGAAUAGCCAAAGAUGUGGACUGUGCCAGUUACCAACUUAUUGCCUCUCAGUUCCAAAUCACCCUGUAUUUGCCUUGCUUUGUGAUACUCAAGUUGGACUCCAUAAACAUUUCUUCUUUGCUAUCUGGCACAAUGUUAGCCUUUGUCAGUAAAGUGAACUGGAGGGGACACUGCAAGUCAUAGCAGAAGAAACGGCUUCUCUUCUACUUCUGGUACUUUUCUUCUUGGUUCUAUGAUGAGACUGCCAGUGGCCUGCAGAAGGCCCAGUUUCUCUCACUUUUGGUGAAUUUGUCUGGCAUUGCAGCAGGCUGUUAUCUAGAAGGUUGUUUCCCAGGGAAUCUUGCCAGUACCCAGUGGGAGGUUUCCUGCCCACCAAUCUUGCCCACCAGUGGCAUGUCAGUGAACUCUACCUUCCAAUAAACUCUGAAUCUCAGUCUUGUUGGGGGGUCCUCUCCCAAAUUUCUUCCUUAUUGGGUACUUUGCCGUAGCCCUGGAGGUCAUGUCUGCUCCCCAUAUCUCCUAUUUCUGUAUUCUUUAGAACUUUCUUUUACCUCUUUUAGUAGUUAAACACAUUUUGCUAGUUAAUAAUUCUUUGCACCAAUUUUCCCUGAUCAAAUGACUGAUGUGGUUUCUGUCUUCUGACUGUACACUGACUGAUAUAAGCAUCUAAACUGCAAUGUAGCUUGGAGGAGGGCAUUGACCUGCUCAUAGUACAUCGGAAGAGAUAGUUGAGGCAUUUACAGAUUCAUUAAAAUGGCGCACCCCACAAUAAGAUCAUGCAAAUAUACUCUUUGGGGUCCUUGUGUGGAUUUUUAAGUACUCUACAUGUUAAUAUAUUAUCCAUAUGUUUAUCUCCUCUUCCAUUUAGCUUGUACCUUUAUGACAGCAUAUUACUUUUGGAUGAACCAUGGGCAUAUUUCCUUUGAAAUAGAGAGAAAAGGAAGAUAUGCAUGUAAUAUGAAUUAUUCUCACACAAAAUAGAAGUAAUCUUUUUAAACAAGUGCACUAGCUGCCUAAGUAAUUCCAGAAAGAAUGAUUAGUCAUCACUGUCGGUAAGCUUUGUCAGAAUUGACUGAUUUAAAAGUUACCUAGGUGGACAUGUGGUAAUGAGUUUGUUUUGGAAGUUGUAUUGAUCAAAGUUGCAAAAUACUUUUAUAAGCUUUUCAAUAUCAUUGUUUAGGAAAGCAUUUAAUUACACAGAAAGCAGACUUUUUUCUUGGCAACUUUUAUUGCAUCUACACUUUACGGUGUGGACCUCCUAAGCCAUAAUUUCCAUUUAUUUUUUUGCUAGGGCAGAGGUCACUUUACUUCCUUAAGAGACUCUUGGCUCCUCUCUUCAGAUGCAGGUUCUGUGAAGGCUCUCAGAUUUUAUAAGCGGUGCAAAGUAAUCCCACAGGCCAUGGCUCCACUUCACCAACCCCACAAGACAGCUGCUGUAGGUCCUAGUUUGAGCAGUGCUACCCACUCUCUAUUUAUUUACUUUUUUUCUCGUGGUUUCUCACCAUCUGUUAAUAUCCCCUCAAUUAUUACCCGUGAAAUCUUUUCCUUAUAUUGUUAAGAAACACUAUUUAAAACCUGGAAAUAGGCAAAAGUUGGGUGUCAUGUCUUUUGGUGUCAUCCUGGGGCAUUAAUAGGCUCAUACAAAGAUCAUGUAAUCAUCUAGGGGAAUGUAUCAGUGUUUGUCUUUGGUUUUUAUCAUUAAUCAUUAAUCGUUUUCUGUGAAGUUAUACGCGAUUUUUUCAGUAGAAAAGGUAAACCCAAAGAUUACAGUUCUAUUGCCCCUAGGAUAUUAACUACUUUUUUUCUCUAACUCAGAAAACUUAUUUACAACUGUCUUUCCUGGUGGAUAACAAAUAACCAAUUUUCCAAUGCUCUUUGAACCAGCUUUACAAUUCUAGCAGUUCCAUCACCAAUUAAUUAUUGAAUAAAUUCUUUGAUUUCUGAGUCAUGUUUAUGACUUUAUGAAAAUUAUACAAUCUUGCCUUACUUUUAAAAACAUAGGUUUAAUAAGAGGAACUUUAUAUUAAUUAUAAGUAGAAAACCUUUUAUACUAGGUAAUUUAAAAGAUAAAUACGUUAAAAAUUCCAUGUUCUUAACAUAAAAUUAGGAAACACUGAAAUACUAGUCAUAAUAUGCCUAAGUAUCUUUUCCCCUGUAGAAGUGAACAGAAGCCUAAAGAGAGGAAGAGACGUUUUCUAGACCAUCCAGAUAGGACUGGGGUCAGAUCCUCUAUUCUAAAUUCAAAGCUUUUCUUAUAUCCAUGGAUCCCCUUCUCAUUUUGUUAGUGUGCUCAUCCACAUAGCUGAGUACCCUCCAGCUUCUGUUUAAUCAAAAAGUCCUUGGCUGGCAUUUCCAUUGCCUCAUUCUCUCUAUGAACCUUUGUAACCCAUCUCCUUCUCCACCCACCUUUCUGACUCUUUCUGUCUGGUUUCAGUGACGAGUCCCUAUGAUGGAGUGCAGAGUUCUUUAGCCAGAGGGAAAGAAUCCCCUAAAAAGCGAAGGUUGGAGGAGAUUUGGGAAAGUCAGGAUGUUUCCCCAGGAGUCCUUCUCCCAAAAUGGCCUUUGCUUCCCCUCAUCAGGAUCCCAUGUGUCCUCCCACCACAUACAUCUCUGUGGGGAAAAAAUCCACAGGGCUUUGGCAUUUUGCCCUGGUUCACACUAGGAAAUGUCACAAAGGACGACCUGAUUGGGCUUACUUCUAGGCUUAGUUUAGGGGUUUUGCUUUGUGUCUUGCUCGCUCUGUUAAUCGGCGUGUUCUCCUUCUGAGGAGCCACUAGGGUAGAGUCUCUCUGACCUUAGUAUCAUCUGAGUGUGAAGAAGUUCAACUAUGGAUUUUCUGCAAGAGAAAAGAACAAAACAAAACAAUACAGUAUUGUAAAUGGAAAACUGUUUCAUUUGACUCGGGACGUGUCUGCCUUGGUUUGAGUGUGAAAAGAGAGAUAUGAACUUUUGUUUCCCUCAUGAGGCCUCUGUGCCCCAGGGUUUCUCACUAUUUAAGGUUGUUUAAGCACUAAUGUUGAUUUUGAGGUUUAAAGAUGCAAUUUUGGUUUAUCAUAGCCCUGUUUAUAAUAUUAUGUCCAUUACUGUACACAUUAUACAUACAUAUAUUUGCCUUAUGCAUAAGGUUGUCCACACCUAGCCAUGGAGCUGUACUUCAUGAGUGAUUAAAAGGAUUUCCAGGUUAUUUUGACCACACAUAAAUUUUGCCUGCCUAAGAACUGAACUCAGUGUAAGAUGGGACUACAUUCUAUUGGCAUUGCUAUGGAGAAACAGGUUUUUUUUAAUCUUACUCUCUCCUUGGAACUGUUUCUCUGGUUCAUUGCUACUUAUUAAGUCAAAGCUCAAGUUCUCUCUCUAGUCCAAAUGGAAUAUUUUCAUUAUUUGGUUUCAUGAAGUCCUGUCCCUUAAUUUUGUAGCAGUUAUGUCAAUUUACGGUUGGUCCUGAUUAUUUGAUUAAUGUCUGAGUCUUCUGCAGAAUAUAAAUUCCAUGGGGGACAUGUGUCCCCAAAGCCCAGGGUUACUGUAUGUAUCAUAUCAUGGCUACUUAAUAAAUAUUUGUUGAAUGAA
This is a messenger RNA of Equus quagga, 9600 nucleotides long. Its product is annotated as butyrophilin subfamily 1 member A1-like. Bases 3016 to 4674 code for a protein of 552 amino acids. The transcript is spliced from 10 exons. Gene Ontology annotation, cellular component: external side of plasma membrane. Gene Ontology annotation, molecular function: signaling receptor binding. Gene Ontology annotation, biological process: regulation of cytokine production; T cell receptor signaling pathway. Lineage: Eukaryota; Metazoa; Chordata; Mammalia; Perissodactyla; Equidae. The record is from RefSeq and is a predicted model, not a curated record.